Polistes dominula (European paper wasp) is the source of this 2353-nucleotide messenger RNA. Its product is annotated as coiled-coil domain-containing protein 22 homolog. The record is from RefSeq and is a predicted model, not a curated record. Gene Ontology annotation, molecular function: cullin family protein binding. NCBI's taxonomy places the organism in Eukaryota, Metazoa, Arthropoda, Insecta, Hymenoptera, Vespidae. Gene Ontology annotation, biological process: positive regulation of ubiquitin-dependent protein catabolic process.
UUAUCAUUAUCAGAUUGAAUUCUGUAUAAUAAAACAUUAAGUGAUAGAAGUUUUAGAUUUUCAUUUUUGUACAUAUGAUGGAGGAGGUAGAUAGUAUAAUUAUUCACUCGUUACGUCAAAUAGGCUGUGGUAUAAAAGAAGAAGUAACAAAUUUAAGUGGCUUUGAUACAGAAACAGUAGUAGAAGCAACUGUAAAAUGUUUAGAUGCAAUAAGACCAGGUCUUGGAUUGCAUACAACAUUGCCUCCGAACAUGGCAGCACGUUUUCGUUUAGGUGCAACAUUGGCACAAGCAUGUACGGAGCUUGGAUACAAAGGUGAUAUCGGUUAUCAAACAUUUCUCUACAGUUCGGAAAAUGAUUUAAGGAGGGUUUUAAUGUUUUUGAUUGAAAAAUUACCCAAGGAAAGUGAUAAAACUUUAAGCGAACCAACCAGUGAAAUUGCUUUGUUGGAAAAAUCUAUAGCGUCUGUUAUAUCCCAUAGUUUUUCCAUACCAUGGUUACCACACUUUUGUCAUAAAAAGGGAUUCAGAAACAGAGGAAGGGCAAAUGUACCUUAUAAAUCUGUAAAUAUAGAAGUAUCAACAUCCGAUACUGAAGAAGAGUAUCAAGAUUACUAUUUACAUUAUAUGCAACCAGUGCCUAAUCAAAUGCUAACUCAACAAUGUUUUUUACCUUCUAUUCUUUCACACAAUGCAAAAACAAUGCAUUCACAAUCGGUGAAUAUCAAAGAACAUAUCGAUUGGUUGAAUGCUCAACAAGAAAAAAUCAUACAAGUAUCUAAUCACAAUCAAUCAUUUAACAGAGUUACUUUGAAAGAAUCAACAGUAUCAAAGAAUUCUCAAUUGAAUGAGCCAGAUGUUCCAAACACUAAUGAUAAGAUUACAACAACAACAACUGAUGUGCCACAACAAGAACUCGUUUCUAAGAAAGAAGAGAUGCAAGACUUGCAAGUUGAAAAGAUAAAAGAGGAAUGUGAAAACUUUAAACACAAUAUAGAUAGUUUACAAGAGGAAAUAAAGAAAUUAACAGUACAAGUAACACAAGCAUCGUUGACUUAUCAAAACGAGGAAAAGGAAUUAAAAAUAAACAAGGAACAAAGAAAGAUUAAAGCUAAAGCUUAUGAAUUAUAUGAAAAUGGAGAAAAAAAUAUAGAAAAGUUAGAAACUGUUAUUGAAGGUAUUACAGAUAAAUUAUUAAAUUUAGCAAAUCAAUGGGAAAAACAUAGAAUGCCGUUAAUACAAAAAUAUCGAGAAGAAAGAGAAAAACAUUCGACAAAAGCUAGUGUAAGUCAAAAGAAACAGGAUGAAAUAAAACUACUGAAAGAAAAGGAAAAAGAACUUGAAGAAGAAUGCAGAAACAAAGAUCAAUUGUAUUCGCAAUUAGUGGUAGAAGUACAGAAACUUCCUAAAGAAAUAAACAGAUCUGCGUAUACCCAACGAAUUUUAGAAAUAAUAAACAAUGUUAGAAAACAAAGAGACGAGAUUAAUAAAGUAUUGGCGGAUACACGUGAAAUUCAAAAAGAAAUUAACACGCUUACAGGUCGUUUAGAAAGAUCAUUUACGGUAGUGGAUGAAUUAAUAUUUAGAGAUGCAAGGACAAAUGAAGCCUCGAGAAAAGCAUACAAAUUAUUGGCAACAUUACAUUCUGAUUGUAGUGAAUUGGUUAGUUUGGUAGAAGAAACAGGUGCUACAAUACGUGAAAUAAGAGAUUUGGAAGAACAGAUCGACACGGAAUCUGCUAAGAAUGUUGGUGCAAAUCUAGAAAGAAUAACUGCUGAUUUAAAACAAAUGAAACAAGAAACUGCUGCGUUAACUGCACAACUUCAAAAUCGAAAUUCAUGAUCAAAUUAUAAAUGCGAUAAUAUAUUAUAGCACACUCUCAUAAUCAUUAUAAAAAUACUAUAACAAAGUAAGAUUUGUUGACUAUCAAAUAUUAAUCAUGAAGAUAUCUUGUAUUUGAUAUUAACAUGAAAAAAUAUCUUUUACAGAAUAUUCGAGUGAAUAUUAUAUUAUUCAUUAAAUACAAGACUAAAUAUGGACAAAUACUUUUAUAGUUAUGUAAAAGCCUUGUAUACAAUUUUAAUAACUUUAGUGUUAUUUAAUGGAUGUAUUUAAUUGUAAAAGGAUGCUGUAAAAAAAUGUGCCUCAGUCUGGAGCACUUGAUAAAUUAAAAACUAUACAGCUUUCAAGUCUCAAAUAUACAAUGGAAUAAAAACAAAACACGUAUGCACAAGUGCUCUAAAAAUAUCCUUGUUACGGAGCCUAAUCUUUUUUUAGUAUAAUAAAAUAUUCAAUAAUAUAUAAGCAAGCUUUCGUAUUCCUUGAAAAAGAAUGUGUACGGUUUGAAACAAAAC